Pogoniulus pusillus (Red-fronted tinkerbird) is the source of this 1690-nucleotide messenger RNA. RefSeq names its product tripartite motif containing 14 (gene TRIM14). The coding region runs from base 1 to 1377 and encodes 458 amino acids. Gene Ontology annotation, biological process: innate immune response. The record is from RefSeq and is a predicted model, not a curated record. The transcript has 6 exons. Gene Ontology annotation, molecular function: protein binding; zinc ion binding. Lineage: Eukaryota; Metazoa; Chordata; Aves; Piciformes; Lybiidae.
AUGGCGCAGGCGGAAGGAGCGCAGGUCCGGGCGGAGGGGGUCUGCACGGAGCAGGUCCCGGCGGAGCGGGUCCGGGCAGAGCGGGUCCGGACGGAGCGGGUCCCGGUGGAGCGGCCGUGCGGCGCCCACCCGGGGCGGCCGCUGGAGCUGUUCUGCGAGGACUGCGGGCUCUGCGUCUGCGCUCUCUGCCCGGCUCUGGGUCCGCACCGCGGACACCGUGCCUGCCUCCUGCCCGACGCCGUCUGCCGCAAGCAGGAACUCAUGCUAUUGUGUUUGAAGGACCUUGAAAAGAGAAAAGAGCAAGAAGCUCAUAACAGAAGGAGCAUAGAGCAGGCUGCUAAUAACCUGAAGGUACAUGCCAUUACAAGCAAAAAGCAGCUGUCAAACCGAGUGUCUGAACUCCAGUUACUGCUUCGGGAAGAGGAGAGUCUGGCAAACAAAUUCAUUGAUGAAAAGACUCAUCAAGCCCUGGAAGCACAUAAUCAGCAGCUGGAGUCUUGUCAGGAAAAGCUUACAGCCCUGGAGAUCUUGUCAAUUCAAAUCAGUCAAGUACAACAGCUCAGUGAUCCUGUUCAGUUCUUGGAGAAGUACACAGAAAUCAAGAAGGAAAUGGAGGAGCCUGGGCACCUGAUGGAACAGUGGCAUCCUGUGCCUCUCUCAUUUGAGCACGUGCUGAACUAUUAUAAGAGCUUCAUGACAUCUCUUCAGGCCGUUCUACAGAAGCCACUAGAAGCCCGUCUCAAAAGAGAUGUUUUCACUAGCCUUGAUGCCACUACAAAGAAGAAGCCUGGAACAGUGUUGAAUACUUUGUCUCCUGUUGAUCGGCAGCUUUUCUUAAAACAUGCAAGAUCACCAACCUGGGAAUAUGACAGCCUUCACCCAAGGCUGAAGUUAUCUGAUGACCGUCUCGUUGUAAGCUGUAACUGGAGGAGGAUAUUUUAUCCUUGUGGUCCCCAGAGGUUUGAUAAGUUAUGGCAAGUGCUAAGCAGAGAUGCUUUCUUUGCUGGGAGCCAUUACUGGGAAGUUGACCUGCUUCAUGCCAGAGCUGGAUGGUGGAUCGGUGCAGCCUACCCUUCCAUUGGCCGGAAAGGCGACUCCGAAACCUGCCGCCUGGGCUGGAACAGAGCCUCUUGGUGCCUGAAGAAGUUUGAUGUUGAAUACUGGGCAUUUCACAAGGGGGAGAGAAUUCCCAUCCAGAUAGAAGAUGAUCCUGACCGCAUCGGCAUUUUUCUGGAUUACGAAGCAGGAAUCCUUUCAUUCUACAACGUUUCAGAUGGCAUGGCUCAUCUGCACACCUUCCACUGCAAGUUCACAGAACCAGUCUACCCAGCUUUGAGGCUCUGGGAAGGCUCCAUUGGAACAUGCAAACUAACAUAAUGAAGAAAGCAAAACAAAAGCCUACUGUUUUGUGCCUUUAUAUAUGAAAGCCGCUUCAGUGAUGAUCUACAUUCACUAAUCUCUGUCCUACGAAAAUUGUAACUGUGAUGCUUUCAGAGAGCUUUAGAAAACCAACUGUAAUUUUUAAUAUAUAUGCACUUUUCAGGGGGAAAGGGGAUCUGACUUUUAUAAAUUACAUCAGUGUACCACCUAAAAGUGCAUUAUAUGAUAUGUUUUGUAUUUUUUUUCCAACUUGCACGGUGGAAAAAGUAUGUCUGAAAAAAGCAUAUUACAACUUGAAUUUGAACCUGGA